Messenger RNA from Adineta steineri, 2070 nucleotides. NCBI's taxonomy places the organism in Eukaryota, Metazoa, Rotifera, Eurotatoria, Adinetida, Adinetidae. The record is from the annotation of a GenBank genome assembly.
AUGUUUGCAAAAUAUAAUUCACUUACUUAUAAUACAACUGAACAAGCCAUGCCUGCCUAUACAGUUGUCCAAAAUUUACAAAGAGACGAAGCUACUACGACCACUGCUGUUGAGACAAAUAAUCAAUCAGAAAAAACUUUUGAACUUUUAUCACCGUAUGAUCAAAUUCGUUUGGUUGGACGGUAUUGGCCAGGUCCUGCAGCGAGUGAAUCCAAAGUUGUUAUGCUGUUUCUACACGGCUCUGGUGAACAUUGUCAACGAUACAGACAUGUAGCUAAAUUUUUCAAUAAUUAUCAAAUUCCAUGUGUUUCUUAUGAUUCACGUGGUCAUGGAUUAUCGGGCGGCGAACGUGGCUUUAUAUUUCAUAUUAAUGCUUUGAUAGAGGAUCUCGAAUAUAUCAUCAAACAUAUUCGAGAUAAACUUCUUCUUAAGAUGCCAUUAGUAAUUUAUGCACAUGGUACUGGAUGUGUGAAUUGUCUUAGUCAUAUUCUUCGACGAAAAGAUCAACCACUUGAUUGUCAAGGCAUGAUAUUGAGUACGCCUUCAGUAUGUCUUAAAAAGCGUCCCACAGGCAUAGUAUUUGUCAUCGCACGAGCUUUUGCAAAUUUAAGCCCUCAUUUUCGACUUCCCAUCGCUGGAAAUUACACGAAUAAGUACACAAAUGAUGAAGAAGUAGUCGAGGCCUAUCGUAAAGAUCCACUUGUUCAUGAUCGAUGGCCUGCACGUACAAUUUCUUUAUAUCUUGAAGUGGGUUUAUUAUUAGAAACAACUGUUAUUAAAUUUCCAAUGCCGUUACUGGUUCAACAUGGUAUUGAUGACACGGUUACACCAAUCGAAACUAUCAAAAAAUGGUUCGAUGAGCGAAUCGAAGGAGAAGAUGCAGACUUCAAAGCAUGGCCAAAUCAUAUACAUGAGUUACACAACGAUUUGGAAACCAUGGAUGAUAUUUUCAUUCUUGAUCUCUCAAGUAAAUAUCCAUUAAAUUACACUACAUUGAUGUCUCAACAACAUUUGUUUGAUAAGCUAAAAAUUAGUAAUAAGUCUGCAGAUGAACAGUUUACUCUUCCUAUACAAUUCACUAAUGGACAAACACUUGAUGUGAAAAUGAACUUUUGCUCAUUCCAUCAAAUUGUAUCACCAAUAACAAUUGAUACAGUUAGUAUUCCGAAACAAAAUUGGACUGAGAACACAAUCUUUAACUACACAAAUAGCAUUACAUAUGGUUCAUGUCAAGGUGGUCUUUAUCCUAAUGAUAAUAAAUGUGUUGCUUACCAAUAUGGACCUGAUCCUAUUCAAGUUAUUGAUUGUCAUCUACCAAAAGGCCCUUAUGUUUCUCUUGUAGUACUUCUUGUACAUGGUGGUUAUUGGAGUGCUAAGCACAAUCGUUCGAUAGAAAAUGAUGUAGCCAAUGAUCUUCUCCGUUUUAAUAUUGUUGUCUGUAAUUUGGAUUAUCGUUCUGUUGGAAAUAAUGGAGGUUAUCCGAACACAUUCUAUGAUGUAUCCAAUGGUACUGAUCUUCUUCGAACUAUUGCUCAGGAACAUGGUUUCAACAGUGAUCGAGUGAUAAUUGUUGGUCAUUCAGCUGGUGGACAGUUAGGUGGUUAUCUUACUGGACGCUUCCGAUUAUUGCCAGAUCAACCUGGCUAUAGUAUAAAUCCUCUUCGUCCCAUAGCUUUUGUUAGUCAAGCAGGUGUCAAUAAUAUGUGGGACGGAUGUGAUCAAGCUUCAGAAACAGGAUCCGGUGCAGUCAUUUCAUUUCUUGGUGGAACAUAUGAAAUAUAUCCAAAACGAUAUGUACUUUCCUCUAUGGCAGCGUCAAGCAAAUUUUCAAUCAAAGUAAAAUAUCCAAGUCAAUUUCUGCCAUUGGAAGUGCCAAUACAAGCUAUUACUGGAUCAGUAGAUAUCACAGUACCUAUUAGUCAAACAAUAAAUUUUGUUGAACAAGCAAAAAUUGCUGGUGAUAAUUGUACUCAAGUAAUUGUUGAUGGCGAAGAUCAUUUUGUCCAUCUCAAUGCUUCUUCAAAAUCUUGGCAUAGCACACUUACUUUCAUCUUAUCUUUUAUUCCUUGA